Molecule: messenger RNA, 1116 nt
Organism: Aphis gossypii (cotton aphid)
Lineage: Eukaryota; Metazoa; Arthropoda; Insecta; Hemiptera; Aphididae
Exons: 2
Coding region: 1-1116 (371 amino acids)
Source: RefSeq, a predicted model, not a curated record
AUGCAACCUACAAAGCGAUCAGUACUAUCAGUCCUCGCUCGAUUAUAUGAUCCCAUUGGAACAUUAGGCCCAAUGGUUUUCUGGGCUAAGUGCCUAAUGCAAGAGCUAUGGCGACGAGGACUGAACUGGGACACUCCAAUUUCCAAUGAGAUCUCUUCCAAGUGGAAUAUGUUCAUAGAAGAACUUACAUCGUUGGCGCACUUGAAGUUACUUCGUCAUAUUAGCAUUGGAAAAUGCAUAAAGGCUCAGCUAGUGGGGUUUGCAGAUGCGUCACAAAGGGGUUAUGCUGCGACGGUAUUUCUACGAGUAACGGACAAUCAAGGUAUUAUUAACGUGCAUUUCAUUGCUUGCAAGUCAAAGGUUGCUCCGCUAAAGACAUCCAAGAUCGAUAAGUCUUUGACCAUACCCCGUUUAGAACUAUGUGCCGCACUUUUGUUAGCACGUCUCCUUUCACAUAAGAUGUCACUGUUAAAGGAAUUAGUAUCUGUACAAAGCAUCAAAGCAUUCUCUGAUUCAACCAUUGUUUUGUCAUGGUUAAAGGCCGAGCCCAAGGUUUUUAAAAUAUUUGUUACAAAUAGAGUAAACAAAAUAAAGGAGCUACUGCCACAAUGUGAGUGGAAUCACGUAAAAACUACGGAAAAUGCAGCGGACCCGGCAUCAAGAGGGUUACUCCCAAGCCAAUUAGUUGCUUCGCAGUUGCAUUUGAACGGUCCGGAAUUCUUACGGCAGCCCGAAGAACAAUGGCCGAGUCAAACUUUAACAAGACUUCCUUCCGAGCAACUUCCAGAUUACAAACCACCAGUGAAGUACUUACGGAAGCAGUUAGAAAAUACAACGGCAUCGAUAACCCCCAAUUCACUUGCUCAGUUGUCACCAUAUUUAGACAAGGAAGGAUUAAUACGUGUCGGCGGUCGACUUCGUUUUUCGCUUCUGACCGAGGAAGCUAAGCAUCCGGUGUUGCUCCCUAAGGCUGCUCAUGUUACGCAGUUAAUCAUAAUCCAUUAUCAUAUGAGCCUUCUACAUGCCGGUCCAAAAUUAGUUAUGGCUAUGAUUCAAAGGAAAUAUUGGAUUGUCAGGACGUGCCGCCAUUCGGAAAAUUAUACAUACAUGUGUUAG